Molecule: messenger RNA, 1161 nt
Organism: Candidozyma pseudohaemuli
Lineage: Eukaryota; Fungi; Ascomycota; Pichiomycetes; Serinales; Metschnikowiaceae
Exons: 2
Coding region: 1-1161 (386 amino acids)
Source: RefSeq, a predicted model, not a curated record
AUGUCCCGCCUAGUCACGUUACGGUACAACCCGGACAAAUGGCAUGAGGCCCAGCUCAACAGAGGGUCAGACCUGUCGGCGCAGAAUCUGCCGUCGAAAAUGAUCACACUCAACUACCGCAAGGAACGACUGUCAACGCCGACGCCGGCACUUUCGCCAGUACCAUGGCUUUUCAAAAAACGAGAAGAGAAAGCCAGGCGACCCAAGCACGACGAGAACGAGCCUUUCCUUGUACGCCCUGUUGCCGAGUCAUUGGCUCGUCUUCGAAACUACGAAAGCUACAUUGAUCCAGAAGAUCCCCUACAAGCCGACAAAAACUGGUAUCACGACCUCACCAACGUCGCGCAGCGGCUCAAGCUUCUACGAGACACAUACAAGGUUCUUCAGGCAGUGAGGAAAAAAAGAGCCAUGGGCGAGAGAGUCGAUUUCCGCACGGCGCACGAGCUCAAGUCGAAAACCGGGCUGCCUGUUCCUCUGGAUGACGACCGAGAGAGAAAUAGUGAAGAAGAUAAACCACCGCCUCCGCCGCCAGCACGCAGAGGGUUCAGUCACGAUGAAAGUCUGUUGACCACGGUUGGCUUGGCGUCUCUGAGCCAACCGCUCGCGAGCAACGAGAUCAUGGUGCCUGAAAUAAUGCCUCGAAUGGCUGCGAAACAGGCGGGGCAGGACCUGGGUGCGAACUUGGCUCCUGGCGCUGGCGAGUCGCAGACUGACCAGGAUUUGAUGAGUGGACUAGGCCAGGAAUUGGGCCAGCGCUUGACACAGGAAUUGACCCAGGCGCUGUUCCCAGAAUCUGGGAGCCAGGAACAAGGAAGCCAGGGCCAAUUCGCCAAUAGCAGCCAAGCACCGUCGUACGCUCAAUGGAGCGAGUGGCAGAACAAUCCGGUAAAUCAGGGUGUCCAGUUGGACGAAUACCUUGCACACGGCUACGCAGAGCCGAGCUCGCUUUCAGAACUGACAGUGUCGAUCAUUGAGAAUCUCAAGCGCAGGAACCCUUCUGGCCUGGUGCUCGCCUCGCUAUACAAUAGACCGGGCGGGCUCAAUUUUCUGCCGCAAUGGGCCGCCCAGAACAACUAUCAGGGUGACGAACACCAGCCUCAACUGGACCCUUCGUCCGAUCUCCAAGGCCCUCAACCGUCCUCAGGGCCCCAAACCCAGUGA